GAGGAUAUGAAACCAUCACAAAAUGUUGUUACCCAGGCAAACCCGGCGCAAAGCGAGUAUAUAGUCCUCAAACUUCCACCGUUCCCUUCAAAUUCCCUUUCUCGCCUCUAGACUAUUCUCCUUCUUGGUUUUCAGACCGUUUUCCACUUUUUAAUUAAAUCAUGACUAUCAUCCUUACACCGUACUGGUCCAAUGGUGUUCAAAAGCUCAAGAUGGCACCCCAGCCCCCUCCAAAGCCAAAGCAAGGUCUAGCGCCGCCUGUCCUCAAUGACGAUAUUCAUACCGUUCGCUGCCUGGCCCAGUUACGCUCUAAGGAAAUUCCCCUCGAAAAGUACAUCUACCUUUCUGCUCUUAAGCAUGAAAACCCCGACAUGUUCUACAAACUGUGUUUGAACAACAUGGCCGAAUUUACACCAAUUAUAUACACCCCUGUUGUUGGUGAAGCCUGCCAAAAAUGGUCAGCUAUCUAUCGUCGUCCGGAAGGGAUGUACAUAUCUAUCAAGGACAAAGGGAAGAUUGGUUCUGUUCUGAAGAACUGGCCCAAACUUGACGAAGCCCGAAUUGCCGUGGUGACCGAUGGCUCUCGCAUUCUCGGUCUAGGAGAUCUUGGUGUCAAUGGGAUGGGUAUCUCGGUUGGAAAACUUUCACUAUAUGUUGCUGGAGCAGGAAUUCGUCCUCAUUCGACCGUCCCCAUCUGCUUAGAUUUUGGAACCAACACCCAGAAAUACCUUGAUGAUCCGUUAUACAUGGGUCUUCGCCAACGUCGUAUAGGAGACGAGGAGAUGAUCGAAUUCAUGGAUGAGUUCAUGCACGAGAUUUCCGCAGCUUUCCCUAAGCUACUCAUUCAAUUCGAAGACUUCUCAACGGACCAUGCUUUCAUGUGGCUAGAGAGGUUCAGGAGUAAAUACCCACUCUUUAACGACGACAUUCAGGGAACCGGCGCUGUCGUACUGAGUGGUUUCAUCAACGCCGCUAAACUUUCUUCGGCAGCAUCAGGAAAACCUUUAACUUCUCAUAGAAUUUUAUUCUUUGGUGCAGGCUCUGCAGGGGUUGGGGUCGCUAUGCAACUGAUGAGUUUCUUCACUAUGCAAGGCCUGUCGGAGAAGGAAGCCCGGGAACGUAUUUGGUUAGUUGACUCUCAGGGCCUCGUUUUCGACGCCCGUGGACCUAUGGCGGAACACAAGAAAUACUUCUCUCGUAGAGAUUAUGCUGGUCCGCCAAUCAAGGACCUUCUUGAUAUCCUGGAAUACGUGAAGCCCACCGCUCUCUUGGGCCUUUCGACCAUAUCAAAUGCUUUCCACGCGGGGGUUAUCGAAGCUAUGGCAGCGUUGAAUCCACGCCCUAUUAUUUUCCCUCUCUCCAACCCUGUCAACCUCUCGGAAUGUAGCUUCCAAGAUGCGGUUCAACACACCGACGGACAGGUCUUGUUUGCUUCUGGUUCACCAUUCCCAGAGAUGGAGUGGAAAGGAAAGAUGCUUUAUCCUGGUCAGGGGAAUAACAUGUACAUCUUCCCCGGUCUCGGUCUCGGCGCUAUUUUAGCUCGAGCGACGUCGGUCACCGAUACGAUGGUCGAAGCCUCAUCCCUUGGUCUGGCCGAAUCAUUAACCCCGGAUGAACGUAGUGUCGACUUGCUUUACCCUAGAAUUGAACGAAUUCGUGAAAUUGGUGCAUUUAUCGCCAAAGAAGUAAUCCGAGCUUCCCAGAAUGCUGGCGUUGAUCGAUCCCCUGACCUUCGUUCAAUGUCUGAUGAAGAGCUCCUGGCGUUCGUCUACUCCAAAAUGUGGAGUCCGAUGAUUUGAUUAAUGAUGUUAUCGUGUUGUCUGUUCAUGUAUCUUCCGUUUUAUAGGGUAAUAUUAAUUGCACGUAUGUGUUUGUAGAAGGAAUCAUAAUCUGGAUGUUUUUGGCUGUCCGGGGA
Messenger RNA from Lentinula edodes (shiitake mushroom), 1915 nucleotides. Its product is annotated as malic enzyme. Bases 162 to 1799 code for a protein of 545 amino acids. The transcript is spliced from 11 exons. The record is from RefSeq and is a predicted model, not a curated record. Gene Ontology annotation, molecular function: malate dehydrogenase (decarboxylating) (NAD+) activity; NAD binding. Gene Ontology annotation, biological process: pyruvate metabolic process; malate metabolic process. Lineage: Eukaryota; Fungi; Basidiomycota; Agaricomycetes; Agaricales; Omphalotaceae. Gene Ontology annotation, cellular component: mitochondrion.